AUGUCCUCUUCCCUUUUCACCCAUGCCGCUGCCCAUGGCCUCCUUCGCAACCUGUUGCGACUUCUUAUUCCUCUGUCGGUGACAUUAACUGUCUACCUCUAUCUCUAUCCCUUCUUCUUGACCUGCGGCUUUCCUCUACCGUCCUCUGCCCCGUCACAAGGGUCCUCCCAUGAUGGUCACCUCGCGGCCUGGCUGGAGACCGUAAAGCUCCACCUCUUCUCUGCAGACUCGUUGCCCACUACGACCGACACCAGCGAUGGCCCCCUCAACCGCUCUUCGUCGGCCUCUGCCUCCGACUUGCGCGUGGCCCCUUUCCGGCUACUGGCGCUCGGCGAUCCACAGCUCGAGGGCGACACUUCCAUACCGAAUGCCUUCCGCGACUCAUCCUUCCCACACCUUCACGACUUCUUCUCCCACCUCAAAUCUCGCUCCGAUGAGUACCCGACUUUUCGAAGGAGCACCAAACAGGCCUUCCACGACCUCGUUGAUUUCUACUUCGACGACAUACCCAACACACUCGAGAGUAUACGCAAGAGGAUUGAUCUGUUCGGUAAUGACUUCUACCUCGGUCACAUGUACCGUACCCUGAACUGGUGGACGGUGCCUACGCACGUGACAGUAUUGGGGGAUCUUCUCGGGAGUCAGUGGAUUUCGGACGAAGAAUUCGAGAGGAGGGGACGGAGAUACUGGAACAGGGCCUUCAAGGGAGGCCAGCGCGUGCCUGAUGAGGCUGCCGUAUGGCCAGACAAAGGCUGCCACGUCGUCACUGGCGCCCUAGGCACGGCACUGUACAACGAAACGUGGCAACGGCGUAUUCUCAAUGUCGCAGGCAACCAUGACAUUGGCUAUGCUGGAGACCUGACGGUUGACAGGAUGGACCGCUUCGAACGUGUCUUCGGCAAGGCCAACUACGAAUUGCGCUUCGAGGUUCCUCCUUGGGCCCUCUCCUCUGCUGCCGCGAGCACUUUCCAUGACGAUUCCGCAGAGAAUACCCAACACACGACGUCGUCCUCUUCCUCCUUCACUCCCGGUCACGACGGCCGCCUCAUCCCUGAGCUUCGCAUCGUCGUCCUCAACGACAUGAACCUUGACACUCCCGCUGCAUCCUCCGAGCUUCAAAUCAAUACAUAUAAAUUUGUCAACGACAUCAUCAACACCGCCUCCUCAGUCGAGCACAAGGGCCACUUCACCGUCGUUCUGACACACGUCCCCUUGUACAAGGCUGAGGGCAUCUGCGUCGAUCCUCCUUACUUCUCUUUCCACGACGAGGAUGGUAGUUUGAAGGAGCAGAACCAGCUGAGCGCCGAAGCCUCAAGCGGUUUCCUCCAAGGCAUCUUUGGGCUGAGUGGGGACCCGAUGGCGGAGGGCAACGGGCAAGGACGAAGAGGGGUCAUUCUCAACGGGCACGACCACGAAGGCUGCGACAUCUAUCACUUUAUCAAUCAGUCGCAUGGCGAGAGCCCGGCUGAUAGGGAGUGGCAGACGAAGAGGUGGCACGGCGCUACCGGAGAAGGCAUUGUGGGGAACCCUUCGAUACCAGGCGUCCGAGAGAUCACAGUACGCAGUAUGAUGGGCGGGUACGGAGGCAACGCCGGGCUGUUGAGCGCCUGGUUUGACGAGGACAGUUGGGAGUGGAAAUUUGAAUAUGCCGAGUGCGCUCUGGGGACACAAGUCAUCUGGUGGGCAGUCCACAUCGUCGACCUCAUCACGAUCGUGACUGCAUGCUUGUAUGGGGCCCUGUCGGUCCUACCUAGUGGAAAGAAGGGCCAAGGAGGAACCGAGAUGAACGGUUGUGUCAAGGAUCCUGUAAAAAUAUGAGAAAUGCAUAGCACAUCUGAAUCUUGUCCAUAGGUACGUCGCGUCUUAGAUACCCUGGCAUUGCCACUCCUCAGCCAAUACAACUUCUAUGACCUUC
Molecule: messenger RNA, 1915 nt
Organism: Cryphonectria parasitica EP155
Lineage: Eukaryota; Fungi; Ascomycota; Sordariomycetes; Diaporthales; Cryphonectriaceae
Exons: 1
Coding region: 1-1818 (605 amino acids)
Biological process (GO): GPI anchor biosynthetic process
Cellular component (GO): endoplasmic reticulum
Source: RefSeq, a predicted model, not a curated record